CUACUAAGGCGAAAGGGGGCUACAAACAGUGGAUAAUGUCAGAUGCCCAGCUCUCCCCUUCUGCCUGAAGCUCCUCUCAGGCUGCACCAGGAUUGGUCUCUGUAAGAAAUAGCAGGAACUGUGGUAGCGGCGGCGAGAGGAAGCAGCUGAGACGCGUGGAACCUGGAAAAGUCUGGGUGCUCGCUGUUACCUCACAACGAGGUCCCAGCCAGGAGUCAGCACCAUGGACAGCAGCACCGUCCCCACGAACGCCAGCAAUUGCACUGAUCCCUAUUUGCACUCUUCAAGUUGCUCCCCAGCACCUAGCCCGGGUUCCUGGGUCAACUUCUCCCACCUAGAUGGCAACCUGUCCGACCCAUGCGGUCCUAACCGCACGGAGCUGGGCGGGAGGGACAGCUCGUGCCUUUCGACCGGCAGUCCUUCCAUGAUCACAGCCAUCACCAUCAUGGCCCUCUACUCCAUCGUGUGCGUCGUGGGUCUCUUCGGAAACUUCCUGGUCAUGUAUGUGAUUGUCAGAUACACCAAAAUGAAGACUGCCACCAACAUCUAUAUUUUCAACCUUGCUCUAGCAGAUGCCUUAGCAACCAGCACCCUGCCCUUCCAGAGUGUCAAUUACCUAAUGGGAACAUGGCCGUUUGGAACCAUCCUCUGCAAGAUUGUGAUCUCCAUCGAUUACUAUAAUAUGUUCACAAGCAUCUUUACCCUCUGCACCAUGAGCGUCGAUCGCUACAUCGCAGUCUGCCAUCCCGUCAAGGCCCUGGACUUCCGUACACCCCGCAAUGCCAAAAUUGUCAAUGUGUGCAACUGGAUCCUCUCUUCAGCCAUUGGUUUGCCUGUGAUGUUCAUGGCAACAACGAAGUACAGGCAUGGUUCCAUAGACUGUACACUCACCUUCUCUCACCCAACCUGGUACUGGGAAAACCUGCUGAAAAUCUGUGUUUUCAUCUUUGCCUUCAUCAUGCCAGUCCUCAUCAUUACAGUAUGUUAUGGACUGAUGAUCUUACGCCUCAAGAGUGUCCGUAUGCUCUCUGGCUCCAAAGAAAAGGACAGGAACCUGCGAAGAAUCACCAGGAUGGUGCUGGUGGUUGUGGCUGUGUUCAUUGUCUGCUGGACUCCCAUUCACAUUUACGUCAUCAUUAAAGCCUUGAUUACAAUCCCAGAAACUACAUUCCAGACCGUUUCCUGGCACUUCUGCAUUGCUCUAGGUUACACAAACAGCUGCCUGAACCCAGUCCUGUACGCAUUUCUGGAUGAAAACUUCAAACGAUGCUUCAGAGAGUUCUGUAUCCCAACUUCCUCCACCAUUGAGCAACAAAACUCCACUCGAAUUCGUCAGAACACUAGAGACCACCCCUCCACGGCCAAUACAGUGGAUAGGACUAACCAUCAGCUGGAAAAUUUGGAAGCAGAAACUGCUCCAUUGCCCUAAGUGGGUCUCAUGCCAUUCAGACCCUCACUGAGCUUAAAAGGCACCAUCUCUGUGGAAGUAUGUCGUUGCAGGAACAUGUGGGAGGCUCUAGUUUCCUAGGAAAGUGCCUGCUUCUGAGUCAUCAAAACUUGAUCCUCUGUGGCCACUCCACUCUGCACAUGAGAGGGACAUCUAAACUAAGUGAAGUGCUGGGAAAGAGAGAACUAGACCGCACUGAAGAGUCCGGUUUGUGUACAUAAUCCCGAGGAAGAUGCUCAAUAGGACAGAAACACACCGUGGUAUGUGAACUGAGGUCAUCCUAGAAGGUGACCCCUUUGUGUGUAAUAUUUUGUUUGCAAGCAAACAUUGAUGGCCUCAUCAAAGAAAACGCCCAUCAAUUGUUAAAUUCACCAUAGCGACAUGAAAAGUAAAUGCUACCUCUGAUCAAAGGAC
Molecule: messenger RNA, 1861 nt
Organism: Felis catus (domestic cat)
Lineage: Eukaryota; Metazoa; Chordata; Mammalia; Carnivora; Felidae
Gene: OPRM1
Product: opioid receptor mu 1
Exons: 4
Coding region: 224-1429 (401 amino acids)
Biological process (GO): G protein-coupled opioid receptor signaling pathway; sensory perception of pain; neuropeptide signaling pathway
Cellular component (GO): membrane; neuron projection
Molecular function (GO): G-protein alpha-subunit binding; beta-endorphin receptor activity; neuropeptide binding
Source: RefSeq, a predicted model, not a curated record